AUGACGAUGGAGGAAGAAGUGAGUCCUGCUGUUGCUGCUGCGCGGGCGAAGCUGCGGGAACGACUGCAGCAGACGCAGCAGCUGGGGGGCAAAGGAACAGCAAGAAGGAAAGCAGCAAAGAGCCACCGGUCUGCUGCUGGCGAAGACAAGCGGCUGCAGCAAGCAGCAAAACGCGUCGGUGCUGCUGCUGUCUUCGGGAUCGAAGAAGCUUAUUUGCUGCGCAAAGAUGCAACGGGACUUUUCUUUAAAUCCCCCAAAGUUCUUGCUGCUCCAGCAGCAAACACUUACAUUCUUUCGGGGGCUGUGGAGGAGAAGCAGCAGCUGGAGCCGCUGCUGCAUGCGCGCGGCGCAGCAGCAGCAGCAGCAGCAGCAGCAGACGCGCCCGCUGUCACUUCCGAGAUGCUCAAACACCUGCAGCAGCAAGUCCAGAAGUUCAGCAAACAAAACCAGCAGCAGCAGCAGCAGCAGCAGCAGCAAACCGACGACGACGUACCCGACCUCGUCCAAAACUUCGAGGAAGUCUCCAAGCAGUAA
Molecule: messenger RNA, 534 nt
Organism: Eimeria necatrix
Lineage: Eukaryota; Apicomplexa; Conoidasida; Eucoccidiorida; Eimeriidae
Product: NAC domain containing protein, putative
Exons: 1
Coding region: 1-534 (177 amino acids)
Cellular component (GO): cytosol; nascent polypeptide-associated complex
Source: RefSeq, a predicted model, not a curated record